CAGUGCUGACACGAGUGGGCGUAGUUAUCAAUGUCUCAACUCAGCUACUUAUACUGCAAAAGGGAAGACACCCCACUUUAUCCUCCGCUAUCCUGAAUUCGUCUUCCCAAACCCUAGUAAACCCUCGUAGCUAUUCUCUUUUGAAAGCGAUAAAUCAUUGAAUGGCGUCAACGCCACCGCACUAUUCAAUCACAGCUACAACAAAGUCCUACCACACCCAGCAAUACCCAAAAAAUCAAAUAAAAAACCAACGGAAUCAUUCUCAUCCCCAGAAGUUUUCACUCUCGAAUAGCCCUCACCCACCUUGCAAUGCUGCGAAACACACCAGCACUGCCUCCGCCACCUGUGCUCCCCUCCCUUUUCCUUCCCUCGACCCCGAUUUCUCUGGCCGCCGGUCGACUCGUUUUGUUUCAAAGACGCAUUUGGGCCGCCCCAAAACUACCAUCAACACCCGACGCACCUCUGUAGCUGAAGAGGUCCUUCAACUCGCCUUACACAACGGCCUAGCUGGCCUUGAAAGCAUUCUCCAUUCCUUUGAAUCUAAGCUUUGUAGCUCUGAUGACUACACUUUCUUGCUUCGAGAGCUUGGAAACAUAAGUGAGUAUGAAAAAGCCCUUAAAUGUUUUAACUUUGCGGUUAGAAGGGAGAGAAGAAAAACUGAACAAGGAAAAUUAGCUACUGCGAUGAUUAGUAUUCUGGGUAGAUUAGGAAAAAUUGAACUUGCCAAGGGAAUUUUCCGGACUGCGAUAAGUGAGGGUUAUGGAAAUACAGUUUAUGCUUUUUCUGCUUUAAUUAGUGCUUUUGGGAGAAGCGGGUAUUGUGAUGAGGCCAUAAAGGUUUUCGAUUCCAUGAAAAACCAUGGGUUGAGGCCAAACUUAGUUACUUAUAAUGCUGUGAUUGAUGCUUGUGCGAAAGGAGGUGUGGAUUUUAAAAGGGUUGUGGAGCUAUUUGAUGAGAUGUUAAGAAGUGGAGUGCAGCCGGAUCGAAUCACUUUUAAUUCCUUGCUUGCAGUUUGUAGCAGAGGGGGUCUAUGGGAGGCCGCUAGGAAUUUGUUUAGUGAGAUGGUUAAUAGAGGGAUUAAUCGAGAUGUUUUGACUUAUAAUACACUGUUGGAUGCCGUUUGUAAAGGUGGACAAUUGGAUUUGGCUUUCGAGAUUAUGGCAGAAAUGCCUGCAAAAAAUAUCUUGCCUAAUGUUGUAACUUACAGUACUGUGGUCGAUGGGUAUGCAAAGGCUGGUAGAUUUGAUGAGGCACUCAAUUUGUUUAAUGAAAUGAAAUUUUUGGGUAUUGGUUUGGAUAGAGUUUCAUAUAAUACUUUGCUUUCUAUUUAUGCAAAGCUUGGUAGGUUUGAGGAGGCUUUAGAUAUUUGCAGGGAGAUGGAGGAUUCAGGCAUGCGGAAGGAUGUUGUGACAUACAAUGCACUGUUGGAUGGAUACGGGAAACUAGGCAAGUAUGAUGAAGUUAGAGGACUGUUUGAUGAGAUGAAAGCACAAAAGGUGUCACCUAAUUUAUUGACUUACUCGACAGUGAUUGAUGUAUAUUCGAAGGGUGGUUUGUAUGAGGAAGCUAUGUAUGUUUUUAGGGAGUUUAAGGGGGCAGGAUUGAAAGCUGAUGUUGUACUCUACAGUGCAUUAAUUGAUGCUUUGUGCAAGAAUAGAUUGGUGGAAUCUGCUUUAUCCUUGCUCAAUGAGAUGACAAAUGAAGGGAUUAGGCCUAAUGUUGUUACAUACAAUUCUAUCAUUGAUGCUUUUGGUCGGUCUGCAACUUCAGAACAUGCAUUUGAUGCUGGUGAGAUCCGUGAAUUGGUAGCUGACUCUUCGUCAUUGGUCAUUGAUCAAUGUAUUCAAAGCAAGGCAGGUAAUAGAGAGUGUAACCAGAUCAUAAAAAUUUUUGGGCAGCUGGCUGCUGAGAAAGGAGGUAAAGCAAAGAAAGAUUGUGGUGGCAAGUGGGAAAUCUUGUGCAUCUUAGGAGUUUUCCAGAAGAUGCAUGAGUUGGAAAUUAAACCAAAUGUUGUCACCUUCUCAGCCAUCUUAAAUGUCUGCAGCCGGUGUGAUUCCUUUGAGGAGGCUUCAAUGUUGUUGGAAGGGCUCCGGUUGUUUGAUAAUCAGGUCUAUGGUGUUGCCUAUGGUCUUCUUAUGGGCUAUAGGGAGAAUGUUUGGGUCCAAGCUCAAUCCCUAUUUGAUGAAGUGAAGUCGAUGGACUCUUCAACUGCUUCUGCCUUUUAUAAUGCUCUGAGUGACGUGCUGUGGCACUUUGGUCAGAAACGGGGAGCUCAGCUGGUUGUGCUUGAAGGAAGACGGCGGCAAGUGUGGGAGAGUGUAUGGUCUAGUUCUUGUUUAGAUUUGCAUCUUAUGUCCUCUGGCGCUGCUCGAGCAAUGGUGCAUUCUUGGUUGCUAAACAUACACACUAUUGUUUUUGAAGGUCAUGAAUUGCCAAAGCUAUUAAGCAUUUUAACAGGUUGGGGCAAACAUAGCAAAAGAGUCGGUGAGGGUGCACUAAGGCGAGCUGUUGAAGCACUCCUCACUAGCAUGGGUGCACCCUUUCAGCUUGCUAAGUGUAACUUAGGUAGAUUCGAAUCAACAGGUCCUGUAGUUACGGCCUGGUUAAGAAGAUCUGGCACCAAAAAGUUGAUAGUUCUUCAUGAUGACAGAAGUCACACUGAAAACACAAGGUUUGAACAAAUCUCAAAUUUACAGACAGUUCCUUUGUACUAGUUUGCAUAAAUAGCCUUUAUUUAAAACUUCUUGUGUUUUCCUCAUGUUUCUCCCUGUAAGUUGUACAAUUUAAGAAUUGGCCUAUAUGUCUGUCUCUCUUGCCAUCAUCAAACCUUUGAGCUUUGCAUUCAAUACUGCCUGUUGAUGUAGUAACCAGCAAGAGACAAUCAAGUGGCAAUAUAUGAAGCUUACAAAA
Molecule: messenger RNA, 2910 nt
Organism: Hibiscus syriacus
Lineage: Eukaryota; Viridiplantae; Streptophyta; Magnoliopsida; Malvales; Malvaceae
Product: pentatricopeptide repeat-containing protein At2g31400, chloroplastic-like
Exons: 4
Coding region: 162-2714 (850 amino acids)
Cellular component (GO): chloroplast
Molecular function (GO): protein binding
Source: RefSeq, a predicted model, not a curated record